Molecule: messenger RNA, 639 nt
Organism: Dracunculus medinensis (Guinea worm)
Lineage: Eukaryota; Metazoa; Nematoda; Chromadorea; Rhabditida; Dracunculidae
Source: the annotation of a GenBank genome assembly
AUGAAAACGACAUCGCAUAUGGAUUUUUUGCCCAAGAGCAUUGACCAGCUUCAAAUGUCUAGAUCGCCAUCACCUCGGACAAACUUGGAUAGUGCUAGCACUCAGAACAAUAUCAAUUCUAAUCUCUCAGCUAUAUUGAGUGCUGUUAAAUCAAAUUCGAUGGCACUGAUCAAUGAAAGUAAAUCAGGACAUUCCCCGUCACCAAGAAAUGAAUCGGAUACAUCAGAAAAGGAUCUCGAUGCACAACAAAAAGCUUUUCAUAGAUUUACGACUUCAUUCAACGAUCUCGGUUUUCGUUCUUCUUUCCCAGUUAAUGUUUUUCCACCAUUCCUUGCGGCUCUCCAGCAGAAUCCAGUCACAUUACAUCAUCAGUUGAUGAAUUUGGGCCAUGAUAAUAGUUUAGGUCUUUCACCUGGCCUCGACGAUGAUGAAGAUUUAGAAAAUGUCGGAUCAACAGAACCUGAAGACUUAACUGUUGGAUUCCGAAAAGAAAAAAAGGAAGGUGACGAUAAUGCUGAUUCCGAUAUAAGUGGCCAACAAAAUUGGUCGUACGAAGAGCAAUUUAAACAAGUAUUUCUUAUUUUCAGUUUUAAAAAAAAUGAUUAUGUUCUUCAAAUUUUCCUCAAUUGUCGUAAUUGA